Messenger RNA from Gekko japonicus, 3951 nucleotides. RefSeq names its product EF-hand calcium binding domain 5 (gene EFCAB5). The record is from RefSeq and is a predicted model, not a curated record. NCBI's taxonomy places the organism in Eukaryota, Metazoa, Chordata, Lepidosauria, Squamata, Gekkonidae. The transcript is spliced from 21 exons. The coding region runs from base 1 to 3951 and encodes 1316 amino acids.
AUGCAGCAGGUGUCUCCAAGAACGGAUGCUCAGUGGAAGGCCAUUUUCUACGACAGCGUGCAGCCGAGGGCUUUGCAUCUGCAGAAUGUGAAAGUGGGCAUGCUCCGCAAGAGCAAGGCGCAGCAAGAAAAGGCAGAGAAGAAAGUACUCCCCGAUAGACUGUCCAGAGAAUGGUUUGAUGAAGAGGCCAUGACCCUGGAGACGCGGGCUUACUUGCUCGACAAACUCCUCCCAACCUUAGUGCCCGGGGUAGAGAAGCUGUUAAAGGUGGCAGAGAGGAAGAAGGUGCUAGAAGUGGAGACCGAGGAGAUGGAGGAGCAGCCCUCCAAUUUUGACCCCAUUAAUUUCCUGGGAGAGUACCUGAUGAGGUAUAAUCCUUCCUAUGCCAUCUCUGCACUUCCAGAUCCCUACGUAGCAGGGAUCAAGGCCGUCACCGAAGAGCUGAAAGCGAAGGUGCCAGAGACAACACCAAACAAGCUAGCCCAGCUGAAGGAGUUGGUCAAGGAGAAGCGCAAGCAGAGGGAGCAAGUGGAAGAGAUCAAGAAUCGCGUGAAAGCCAUGCGCAAGAAGGCCCUGGCGGUGCAGUUCAGAGAAUGGACGCUGGAUACCAGCUUGCAGAUCCCACUUGCAAUGGCCCAAAGUGCCCUGAAGUCAUUCCUGGACAUGCACACUUUGCCCACCGACACCAGAGAAGGACUCUAUGCCAGGUCUCUGGAAACCAUAGAGACACUAGAGGUGAAACUGAACGAAGAGGAAUUUGCUGAGUAUGUUUUUACUUACAUCAAAAACUUAACCAGCGACAUGUUCCAGGAGCUGCUGAAGCACCUCUUCCAAUGUGCCAAUGAUGCACGAGAGAUCAUCAGACAUGACAUGUGCAGGAAGACCUUUCUCCAGCUCUUCCUAGACUGCGACUGUGGAAAGGUGGGGCUCUUGGACAGACGACGGGUUUUAACUUUACUGGAGAGCUUCUACAACAACUACUCAGAUCUUGCUAAGAAGGGAUUCCGCAAUCCAAGGCAAUGGCCAGUUGUUGAGCUGGAUGAUAUAGAUCUCAUCGAGUUUUGGGGAGACAUGGAAGAUGACGAGCAGACCGCUUCAGAACGAAAUAGCUUUCUGUUAAAACACUCCCUUCUUGGCCUCUCUGAAGAAGCCAUAGUCCUCAAUCAGAUCCUAAAAGACAUACUGUCUGAAGACACGCUGGCUGUACCCGAUACAGGAGACACCACAGAGGCUGUAGAAGGUGAGAAGGAACAAGACCCAACUGCUGUUCCUGGGACAUCAGCUGUCAUUGAGGCUUCGUUUAUUGAAGUCAUGAAGGUGGGCUUGGAAAUAUGGGGGGAUAAUGGGAAUGUGAGCCCAGAAGGUCCUGCUGCUACAUCAGAAAGUGAAGCCGCAGUGAUGCUAGAAUGGGCAUCAAAGGAAAAUGAUCUGAGCUCUGACAGACAGACGAGCUCAGAGGAACCUGAUAUUGCUGCAAAGACAAGCACAGCUGAGCCAGCAUCAAGCCUGGGAGAGGAGACCACAGUGACUGAUAAGGAUAUUGGUGCAGAAGUGGGUCACGAGCACCCGGACGAGAGCACAGAGGAUCAGCCAACUGAGGACACUGGCGAGCCACUGGCAGAGGCUAUCACAGAAGGCCAAGUCUCAGGCCUGUCCCCAGAGCCCUCAGGGGAAGCCAGCAAGACAUUUGAAAAGGCACCUCAGCUGAUAUAUGGACAGCCGUGGUCAGGAGACCUCGAGGCUGCCAACUUGACUUUCGAUUACACUGACUAUGGCAAGGAAGUCCGGGAAGACUGGAACAACGAAAACUCCAGGUUUCCAGGCUUGCGCAUGAACAUGAUAGACAUUCAGUGCCAUGGGCCCCCUUCUUCCGCAAGUGCCUUUGAGAAGAAUUGCCUCAACCUGCCACAGUUCGUGCAGCUCAUGGAGACGUUUAUUGGCGAGGACGUUUCUCUACCAGACCUGAAGAAGCUGGUGAAAUUUAUGAAGCAAGGCUAUGUGCUACUGGAGAAAGAAAAACUCAGCCAGAUGGAAAGAGUUCGUCACGACGCUUUGUUGGCCCGCCAGCAACUUCUUUUGGCCGCCCUCUUUGAGAAGUGGGAUAACGAAUGCUCUGGAUUCCUUGACAUGAAAGAGGUGGACGCUGUCCUCAGUACCUUUAAGGAAGGGAUGGAGCAGGAGGCUCUGGAGAAAGCUAAACUGCAGCUUCCCAUUCCCCAGUGGCAUCCCAGUGGAGUGGUGAAGCUAUCUCAGAAAGACUUCCAAACUUACAUCGAUCUGGUCAUCUCUGAGUUCACUGGCAAUGAAGACGAGGUCUUGGAUAACAUUGUGGAAUUCCUCAUGACAUCUGUGGAGAAGACUCACAUGGAGCGUCUGCGGGGCUCUGCUCGGCGGAAGUGGCUGCACACGAUUCAGCACACGGCCAAGACCAACGGAGGGAACAUCGACCUUGUGUACCAAGCUAUCUUUAAGGUCCUUUGUCAGGAUGCAGACGCCCAUGGAGACAGCAAGAAAAUCAGUGCCUACAUUGCCCUCUUGGAAUACAACAUGCUUUUUCCAGAGCGGGGAGACAUUCUUCUCCACUAUGUGGCCUGCACAGAAGACGAUGCUCCAUAUGUCCUGAACCAGUCACUUUACAUGGAUAUGAAAGGAGUCAGCUUUGCAGCAGCAUUAGACGACAAGCCCAUCCAUGUCCCCAGAGUUCAGCUACAUGGAAAUAUCCACUUCUGGAACUGUGAUCGUCCUAAGCAGGAGAGGAAGGGCUCCUUCUUGGUUCUCCCAAUUGAGGAUAUCCGAAGAAGGGUCUUUGGCAUUCUUGGGUUGGACACCCUCCGUGACCGUAAUGAUCAAACUAUCUUUGUGCCCCAUGAAAUCCGUUUCUAUCAGGGGAUAGCAAAAGCAUUCAGUGCAGCCUACCACCUUAUUCGCACCCAGGACAGUAUCAAGCAGAUGACACUCACUGCCGUGGAAUGGCUGUCCACCAGAGCACCAAGCCUCCACGCCAUCACUGCGUACUUCAUGGAACCUGGAAAAGACAGGAUGUACGAUUACACCUUGCGCAAGGUAAUGACUACCAACCAGAAGGGGCACAUGGAACCCUUCCCCCAUCCAGCGCCGGUGCUCAGCAGAAACGACACCUUGUUCAGUGAUUACCUGUUCAAGUGCAUAGACUGUGCACAGGUGGUGACUGUGUGUGUGUAUGAAGAUCACCACAUCGCCGUUCCACUGAGGGAUCCAGCGGGCUAUGCCAUGGUGGUGUUUGACAUCAGCCUUGGACGGCGCCAAAAGCUACCAUCCUGUGAGCAUAAGGACCUGCAGAAGAUGCUGAAGAUGAUGCAAGCUGCCGCUUGUGAGAUACUGAAAGAGGAUUUGGGCAAUCUGGAGCCGUACUAUGUCUUGGAGGCAGAGUAUGUCGGGGACUGGAGGCGUGGGGGAGUCCUCUUCUACCGAUUCAUGCUGCAAGACUUGCAAAACUGCAUCUGGAAUCUUGACCCACAGCAUUCUUUUGAUGAACUAAGGAGCCGUGAAAAGCCACUGACCCUGGUGCACAAGAUACUGAAGUGUGUGCUGCUGAUAUUGUACCCGCAGUGGGCUGGUACAGAGGAGGUUGAAAACUGGAAAUGCUGCACAGAGAAACUUGAUGGAGAACUUAUUGAGAAUAUUUGCUACUUCGACCCAACUGCUGCCUAUGUCCAGAUUCGGUCAGAAGUUCUGUAUAGGUGCCUCCACGGUAUACGCAGAAUAGAUGUCUGGAAGCUUGGUUCGGCUCCAGUGGAGUACCUUUACAACUGGACACUCACCUGUCUGUCAUUAAUAGAGCUUGCAAAGAAACUUCAGUGUUCUCAGACUAGGGCCUCACAUUCUUCCGGGCUGCUGGUUCACAGCCCAAUUCAGUCAAGACAGACAUUUGAGGUUUCAGAAGGCAUUAACCAAACCAUCUCUUCUACUUAA